AUGGCUAUAAGAAAUGGUUUUGACAAUGAAUUCAAUACGUGUUACGUGACCUUCCCGAGGAAAUGCUCAACAACUAUCGUCGACUACUUGCGUGCCCUGACCUCUGAUUGUGCCGACCCCAAGAUAACGAUCGCCCUCGAUUUGCUGCAUAUAAGGAAACGGAAUCGUCAGUUCAACCACUCUUUCUUCGACUUUCGUGGCUCUACUCUUGUUCAACACUCUCUCGCUCUACUGGACAUUCAACUGCUGGAAGCUCCAUCAAUCGAUGCCUCAACCGUGGCUCCGGCGACCGUCUCCACCAAUGCUCCGGCUCCCGAAGAACUCCAGGCAUCUUAA
Messenger RNA from Caenorhabditis remanei, 336 nucleotides. RefSeq lists its product as uncharacterized. The transcript has a single exon. Lineage: Eukaryota; Metazoa; Nematoda; Chromadorea; Rhabditida; Rhabditidae. The record is from RefSeq and is a predicted model, not a curated record. The coding region runs from base 1 to 336 and encodes 111 amino acids.